Pyricularia grisea is the source of this 1085-nucleotide messenger RNA. RefSeq lists its product as uncharacterized. Lineage: Eukaryota; Fungi; Ascomycota; Sordariomycetes; Magnaporthales; Pyriculariaceae. The record is from RefSeq and is a predicted model, not a curated record. Gene Ontology annotation, molecular function: proton transmembrane transporter activity. The transcript is spliced from 4 exons. Gene Ontology annotation, biological process: proton motive force-driven ATP synthesis. Bases 110 to 301 code for a protein of 63 amino acids.
ACAAGCCAAUCGGUUAACGGCGACGUACAAAUCUCGAAAAACGAUCAACCAUCACCACCUCGAUUCCCCAGCCCAGUAUAUCCCUCUGAGCUGCUCAAUUGCUGUCAAAAUGUUCCGCAUUCCCUUCGCCAAGAUGUUCGGCGUUACGCCGCUCAAGAAGUUCCCGGGCCCCGUCAUGGAGCCAAUGGCCCCCUUCUUCGUCGCUGGUGCCGUCAUCUACUACGGAGUCUACAAGGCCCAGACCGCCAUGGAGGCCAGCGACGAGUGGAAGAACGACCCCCGCAACAAGUCCCGCCAAUAGAUACCUAUGCUACGAGCAUGAUAAUAGAGCGGAUCGCCCGGGAUUAUCAGGGCCAGUCAAUGUCGAUUUGAACAGCAUUAGAGACGGAUGCCACUGUACCAUAGAGGGGACCGAAACGAGAAAGCAGGAUGACUUUGACGCGUCCGUCCCAGCUCCAGUGACAAUGAUCUUCAGUGACGGAUACGACUGAGUGCAGGAGGCGAGACGCCUGAUCACGACAGUGACCACUUCCUAUGCCUUUGCCCACCCACAGUUCCCGAGGGUUGUCAAUCAUGAGAAAGGUCUACUAACCUGCAGAUAUCAUCGGGAUACCCCCAAAUAUGCUAGCACGGAUGUCAAAUUGCAAUUCAGUCUUUUCAGUGACUGUUGUUGUGCCGAAGAUGUGCUGAUAUCAACCCCCACUCGGCGAGUAGUCCUGGCAACGGGGCACUUUCUUGACCUGGUUCUCUCUGUUUGGUGAAGAGGAUUGUUUAGAAUGGAUCGCAUACAUUAAUCCACACAGAAGUGGUCGAUUUACCACGCAUGGCAAACGAUUUAGACCAGCAAGAUGAUUAACCUUUGUCAUACUGUCAUAUACCAGUGUGUUAAUUUGAGUGAGAUGCGAAAGCUUAUGGGCUCCGAACCUGCCUCCUCGUCUCUGGAGGAUUACCAGGUAAAUAUUGCAGAAAUUUAGUAUGUCACCGGCAUGUAUCAGUGAGGACAAUGAUAGGUGGUCAGUCGUGAUGAAGUAGGGUGGCUGGAAUCAGAUGUGAUGCGUAGAAUUGCGUAUAUAACACAACUAGAC